Molecule: messenger RNA, 3921 nt
Organism: Neurospora tetrasperma FGSC 2508
Lineage: Eukaryota; Fungi; Ascomycota; Sordariomycetes; Sordariales; Sordariaceae
Exons: 3
Coding region: 285-2417 (710 amino acids)
Biological process (GO): regulation of DNA-templated transcription
Molecular function (GO): DNA-binding transcription factor activity, RNA polymerase II-specific; RNA polymerase II cis-regulatory region sequence-specific DNA binding
Source: RefSeq, a predicted model, not a curated record
GACGUGCCCUGUCUCAAUCAAAUCAACCAAGUCCCAACACUGCACAACCAUCGAGUACAGCUUUCAAUUUGAACCUUCCACAGCCCAGCACUUGAACCCAUACAUAGGACCCGGGUUCCAUCAUUUGGUCCUGCUCGUCCGGUCCCGCACCGGUCACCAAGCUAUCAGUCGGGUUCGGUUUGCCGGUGUCAGUCCCAUCACUGGCUGUCGCAAGCAUCGCUUCUAAAGACAGAAACACCACGCACUCUCAAUUCCGUCCGCUUGCCGACUACCACGCGAUUCCUAUGGACCAACAGUACACCGACGCCCGUGGCCGAUCGCUGUCGGCCGCGUCCACCGGCGGAGGACAGGUCCACGAUCAACAGCAACAGUCUCACAUAAGAAACCACUCGCCGUCUCCAACUCCCUUUCCUAAUUCGAACGAUGGCGUCAACAACGGUUUGGGACUUGGCCUUAUCGAUCCCUCUGCCUCGCAGCAUUUUCAACCUGAAUUUUCCUACGGCGGCCCGAACCCGUUCCAGCAACAUUCGCCCUUCUCACAGCCUGGGUUGGAUUUCAACCAAGGUUAUACAAACCAAUUAGAAAGUCAGGACAACUCGUUUGGUGGCUUGUCGCAACCCGCCUAUUCUCCGAAUCUCAUGGCAUCCAACUUUGGUGACGCCGACUACGGCCUUUUCCCCACGACCACGACCGCGGGCCAGUUCAACGGAUCGCUGUUCAUAACCGAUAACCAGCCUAUCAACAAUGUGGAUCCAAACAUGAUGGCUCAAGGCUCUCACAGCCCGGAGCCGCCUCAUCUGCUCAGUCCAGAGAUAAACUCGCCGGCAUUUGCCCAGGGCCGUUUCCCCAUGACAACAGGAAGGCAUUCGCGCAAUGCAUCUCUGGGCCCAGAGGCUGCUCUUCUUCCAGGGCAGGACUGGAGCCAUAUGCCUCAGUUUCAGGGCCAUCGACGCUCAGCCUCGGAGCUUAGUGAUGUCUCUUCGGUAGCCCAUUCGCCCAACCUUGGGGGAUUGGACAGCUUUGACCCGAUCGAGAACAACCACUCGCCUCUUCAAGGGCCGCAGGCCGAUGCCCUGUACAGUCAGUUGAACGGGAUCAGCAACUUCAGUCUGUCGGACGACCAUAUCGGCAGGAGUCCGUCGCAUAGUCCGGCGGUCUCCCCUCGGAUCCAUCCCCAGCAAUCACCGGACGAGAUCGAUCCGAACCAACCCAACCAUUUUAUGCUACACACACCAGCAAACAGUUUUGGUCCGCCAGCGACCUACAUGCAGCCGCAACAGGAGGCUUUCCCGCAACUGUCACUGGAUGACCCAUCUGGUAUGCAGGCCCAGCAGAGCAUGCCAGCUCCUCCGGCAAUCAACAUCGAUUUCGCUCCAGCGCCCGCUAAGAGCGGGCUGGAUCAGCCCACUAACCUGGACAAUAAUUCACUAGCCCUACCCAACAGAGCUCGAGGGCGGAUGCGACCACGAGCGGUCACGGACCCUUUCAACAAUAGCGGUUACCGAUCUCCUUCUCCUUCGGGAAGUCUUUCGCCGAGCUCGGCUGCGGACCUCAGACCGUCAAGCGCACGUUCACUUUCGCCCAUGGACCGUUCAGGAGCCGGCUCUAUUAAUAGCAGGAGACGCCAGUCUACGUCGUCAGUACCCAACAACGUGAUAGCACUUCGGCUUGCCGACCCCAAUUAUAAUGGUUCUGGGGAAAAUGGAGGUGGCCCGAGAAGGGCUCAGAAGCACCCCGCUACUUUCCAAUGCAAAGUAUGUCCAAAGCGCUUUACCAGGGCAUAUAACCUGCGCUCCCACUUGCGCACACACACCGACGAGAGGCCCUUCAAAUGUACCGUCUGCGAUAAGGCUUUCGCGCGCCAGCACGAUCGCAAGCGUCACGAAGGUUUACAUUCGGGCGAAAAGAAGUUCAUAUGUAAGGGUGAACUUCCUGUUGCUGGUCAACAAUGGGGCUGCGGCCGAAGAUUUGCGCGGGCGGAUGCUCUGGGUCGCCAUUUCCGGUCGGAGGCGGGAAGAAUCUGUAUCAGACCUCUUCUGGAAGCGGAGAACCGUGAACGGCAACGGCAGUAUGCUGAGGCAAUGCAGAAUGCAGCCCAAGGCAUGAUGCAACAGCAGGGCGGCAUGAUGAUGUCGCCUGGUAUGGACCCCAAUGGCGAGUUCCAGAUGGACCCCUUUGUACUCCCACAGGCGCUGUUGGCACAGUAUCCUGCUCUGGCCCUCCUGCCCGCUGGGCCUGCGGCUAUGGGUGAUGGAGCCGGCUUAGAAGAGGAUCUGGGAAGUAAUUACGAAGCUAGCGACUACGAUGAUGUCGAGGAGGGAGGCUACGUUAGCGGUCCAGGGACAGGGUUCGGGCCCGGAAGCAUGCAAGAAGGGUACGGGGAGUUGGGAUAUGCGAGUGACUACGGCGGCCGUUAGGCAUAGUGUCAUGACAUUUCAGGCGAACAACCCUUCGGGGAAAGGGAGGGCGUUGGGUGGUAUACUCUAUUUAUUUAUUGUUUUACAGAUGAUUAUCGGUCACUGUUUGGAUCAGAUGAGAUUAUACGGUGGUGCGCGGUUAUGGUUAUUGUUGUCUUAUACAUUUACUUCUCUGUUUGGAUACACUUAUCCCCCAGCAUUGCAAUUCUUCUUCUUUUGUAUUUGACUGGAAUUAUUUUUGGCUCGAAGACCCGUUUACACAGCGCUUGCAUGCGCGGACGUUGAGCGAACAUAGAAAUAUUGUCUGAUGAGGACAAAUAAAUGUUACAUGUAUGACGAUGUACUCCAUGUUACUUAUACAGAGUUGUUGAAUAAGCUGAUCACAGUUGAUAUCAUCAAAUCCCCCGCAAGUCAGCAUAUAAUACAGCUAUUGAACCCGUGACAGCUACGUUCUUCCCUACAAGUCUUAUUCUGAUGGCUAUGCAGUGAGCCGCCUCGUAAUCUCAUCAUCCGGAUUGAUCGAUAAGCCGCCCCACGCAACCGCAACAUUAAUAUCACAUCACCAUCACCAUUACCAUAUCUCUCGUCAUCCCUCCUCAACCCCACCCAUUUCUCCAUGUACAUACAUAUUUCAAGUCUGUUGUAUCUCCUGUAACAAAGUCCUCCCCCUUCCCGCUCCCGACGCUGCGCCAGACCCCUUGGACGACCUCAACUCUUGCAUCCACUUGGCUACGACCUGGUCCACCACCGUUUGCAAAACCUCGUGGUGGCCCUUUUCGAACUUUGCUUUGACAAAAGGGCGCACGAUGGCUGGACACUCAAUGGUGGCGAUCUCGACCAGUUCGUACUCGUAGUUGUCGAUGGAGGUGCCGGUGACUUUGUUGAUUAGUUUUUUGUUGUUGUUAUUGUCGUCUGCUGUUGCAUGUUUGGAUUUGUUCACAACACCAACAUCAUCGCUACCACCUUUUCGUAGGCCAGCUCUUAGUCCUUGUCCUAGUCCCAAUCCCAGUCCUUGUUCGCCUUCCUGCUGUCCUUGUCCUUGUCCUUGCCCUUCUUCGUUUCCUCCAUUUCCUUUCUGUUCCUGUUCCUGUUCCUGUGGCCGCCCCUUGGCCCGAUAGCGAUGCCGAACCUCAUAACUGCUCCUCACCACCACCGCCCCCGCCCCUGCCGCCGGCGCUACUGCCUUACACCGAACUCCGUAGCCAAAGCUCUGAAAGGUACAAGGCACGGAAACUUCUUUGCUUCCUAGUAAGGAGCCGCCGCCUAGCCAGUCCGGGAGGGGAAGAAGGGGAACGGAGUCGGUGAUGAGGAACGAUUGAGGGUUAAAGCCGUCUGGUCCCGGAGGGUGGAAGAAGGAUGGGUCGUCGGUGAGGGAUGGAGGGAGGGGGUGGGGAGAGUUAGAGGAGGAAGGGGAAGAGGGUGAGGAACUUGAAGAGGAGGUCGGGAGAGGAAGGGGAAGGGAGAUGUAGGAUUUUAGGUAGGGGUUGGCGGUGAUGAGGGGGAC